Molecule: messenger RNA, 429 nt
Organism: Trichoderma breve
Lineage: Eukaryota; Fungi; Ascomycota; Sordariomycetes; Hypocreales; Hypocreaceae
Product: thioesterase superfamily domain-containing protein
Exons: 6
Coding region: 1-429 (142 amino acids)
Molecular function (GO): fatty acyl-CoA hydrolase activity
Source: RefSeq, a predicted model, not a curated record
AUGACUAAAAAGCUUUCUCCUUUCAAUUUUACAAAGGCUGUCAUGCGGUCCUUCAUGGCCGAAUCGGGCCUGGAACCCAGACUCCUGCAGAAUCGAAACCGACUCCAAACCAUACAUGGAGGAACUAUAGCUAGUCUCGUCGAUCUCGGGGGAUCCCUGGCAGUUGCUUCUACUGGACGAUUCGCAACAGGCGUAUCAACCGACUUAAAUGUCACCUAUCUCAGCCCCGGAGGCCGACCAGGAGAUAUCCUUAAGGGAACGGCUAUCUGUGAAAAGAUCGGAAAGACGCUCGCGUACACAACCGUACAGUUUUACAAUAGCAAGGGCCAGCUCGCUGCGAGAGGAAGUCAUACCAAAUUUGUUUCGGGAACUUUGGGUCCGGAUGGGGCUUUUGUAGCCCCCGCGCAGUGGGCGGAUGAGGUUGAUUAG